Cucumis sativus (cucumber) is the source of this 1787-nucleotide messenger RNA. Its product is annotated as probable glycosyltransferase At5g03795. Lineage: Eukaryota; Viridiplantae; Streptophyta; Magnoliopsida; Cucurbitales; Cucurbitaceae. Bases 218 to 1618 code for a protein of 466 amino acids. The transcript is spliced from 3 exons. The record is from RefSeq and is a predicted model, not a curated record. Gene Ontology annotation, molecular function: glycosyltransferase activity.
AGUUUGGACAGAAACAGAUUCUGACUGUUGCUUUCUUUCUCUUUCUCUCAUCAUCCCCAUGGAAUUGAAAAUUCCACAAACAAACCCCUCUUCUUUGACCUUUCUUCACUUAGAAUUUUUUGUUAUUUGAAGAAAUGGGUUUCGUCUCUGCUACCAAAUUUGCCCAUUCAUUACAACAAACCCUUCCUAAUUAUUUCUUCAUUUCUCUGUUUCCUCCAUGCCUCAAUCUCCAUUUCCAUGGAGGUCCUCCUCCUCCUCCUCCACUUCUUCUUCUUCUACCAACUGGUUUCGUGGCCUUUUCUUCAUCCCCACUUGUCUAGCUCUCAAUUCCUUCCUCUUCAUCCUCUUCUACAUCUCUUCCACUUCUACUCCUAAUCCUUUCCCCUCCCAAAUCCCUUCUCAUUUCUCUGAUUCCUCUUCUCGCUACGUUUCUUCUCUUAAUCUUUCCAUUACAACUCUUCGGGUUGCUCAGAAGGUCAGUUUACCGGACGACAAUGGCGGUCCCCCUCUGCCUCAGUUUCAGACUCAACCCUUCCCUCCUCUUCCCUCAUUUGGAAAGAGAAUUCACGAACAAGCCGAGGGAGUGUUCCAUGAUGAAGAGUUAUUUCUUGAAGACUACAAAGAAAUGAACAAAAGCUUCAAGAUCUACGUUUAUCCUCACAAAAGAAGUGAUCCCUUCGCACGUUCUUUGUUGCCAGAGAACUUUGAGCCCCAUGGCAACUAUGCUAGUGAGAGUUACUUCAAGAAAUCUCUCAUCAAAAGUCAUUUCAUCACAAAUGAUCCUAAGGAGGCUGACUUCUUCUUCCUGCCGUUCUCGAUCACUGGCCUCCGCAAUGACCGUCGGGUUAGCGUUAGCGGUAUCCCCAACUUCAUUCGAGAUUACAUCUUCGAUGUUAGCCACAAGUAUCCAUAUUGGAAUAGAACGGGUGGGGCGGAUCAUUUCUACGUUGCGUGCCAUUCGGUUGGACGAUCCGCUAUGGAUAAAUCAAGUGAAGCUAAGUCGAGCAUUGUCCAAGUUGUUUGCUCUUCUAGCUACUUCUUAACGGGCUAUAUUUCACAUAAGGAUGCAGCUCUGCCCCAAAUCUGGCCUAGGAAAGAAGACCCUUCAAAUCUUGCUUCCUCAAAGAGGACGAGGCUGGCGUUUUUUGCAGGAGCAAUGAACUCCCCAACGCGUCAAGCGCUUGUUCAAGUGUGGGGUAAGGAUUCAGAAAUCUUUGCUUAUUCGGGUCGUCUUAAGACACCUUAUGCUGAUGAACUACUCAGGAGCAAGUUCUGCCUUCAUGUCAAAGGCUUCGAAGUAAACACUGCCCGAGUUGGAGAUUCUAUCUUUUAUGGAUGCGUUCCUGUGAUCAUUGCCAACUACUAUGACCUCCCCUUUGGUGAUAUCUUGAAUUGGAAGAGCUUCUCGAUUGUUGUAACCACAUCAGAUAUCCCGAGGUUGAAGGAAAUCCUCAAGGGAAUCAAUGAUGAGGAAUAUGCAAGAUUGCAAAGUAAUGUGUUGAAAGUGCGCAAACACUUUAAAUGGCAUUCUUCUCCAGUUGAUUAUGAUACUUUUCAUAUGGUUAUGUAUCAGUUAUGGCUUCGGAGAACGUCGGUUCGACUUCCGUUACUGGAUUAGUUAUGAUGAACAAGUGAUCCUUAGCAAGAUGAAUGAGAUUCUUUGGCUCCAACUCUUGCAAUAGAAGUUUUGUAUAUACUUUUUACCCUACAUUUUUGUAGGUGGCACUUGUUAUGCGUGUGAUAUUUUUAUUUGUUCAUGUAAUUAAUUUAAUACUGAGUUUAUCAAA